Molecule: messenger RNA, 1495 nt
Organism: Lynx canadensis (Canada lynx)
Lineage: Eukaryota; Metazoa; Chordata; Mammalia; Carnivora; Felidae
Gene: IFNGR2
Product: interferon gamma receptor 2
Exons: 5
Coding region: 1-984 (327 amino acids)
Molecular function (GO): protein binding
Source: RefSeq, a predicted model, not a curated record
AUGCUCUCCCAAGCGUGUGGCGGGGGAAGAGGAGCUGGGUGCAGGGGGGCGGGCUGUAGCAUCACCAGACCUAGGUUCAGAUCGCGGCUCUACCGCUUACUCGCUGCGACUCUGGGCGAGGACGGUCACCCCCAGGCUUCCGUUUCCCCCUCUGGGAGCCGCCUUCUGUGCUUGGCCACACGGAUCUGUGGGUUACAGUCAGGACUUAGUGCGUGGAAGUUGUAUCCACAGUUACCCACGGAUAACAGACUUCCUUCCGUGUGCCGAGAGAAGGCAGAUUGUGUCCCCCUCAAGAGACAGGUGUCUCAGGUUGGUGCCAGAUUCCAGACCCAGGACUCUCAGAAGGUUACCGUCGGGCCUCCCGAAAACAUUUGGGUGACGCCAGGAGAAGGCUCCCUUAUCAUCAGGCUCUCCUCUCCCUUUGACGUCCGUGCCUUCUCGGCCACUUUUUUGUAUUAUGUCCAUUACUGGGAAAAGGCAGGAAUCCAACAGGUUAAAGGCCCUUUCAGGAGCACCUCCAUCGUGUUGAAUGAUUUGAAACCCUUAAGAGAAUACUGUUUACAAAUCAAAGCGCAACUGGUUUGUGAAAAAGGGAACAUCUCUAGACCCGGACACUUAAGCAACGUAUCUUGCUACAAAACAGCGAUGGAUGCCGCCACAAAACUCCAGCAAAUCAUCGUGAUUGCUGUGGGACUCUUUCUGUUCCUGUCGAUGCUGGCGGGGGCCUGUUUCUUCCUGGUCCUGAAAUACAGAGGCCUGGUGAAAUACUGGUUUCACUCUCCACCGAGCAUCCCGUUACAAAUAGAAGAGUAUUUAAAGGACCCGGCUCAGCCUAUCUUGGAGGCCCUGGACAAGGACAGCUCGCCAAAGGAUGAUGCCUGGGACUCUGUGUCCGUUGUUUCGUUUCCAGAGAAGGAGCAAGAAGAUGUUCUCCAGAGUACUUUGCACCAAAGCCCCGGUCCGGUCCAGCAGCCUGUGGGAUGAGGGCUCUGAGCCGACGAAGCAGCUGAUGUUCGCGUCGCGACUUCACAGAGCCCAGCACUCCAUAUUUCCGUCCCGCCAAGGCCGCCGGUGCCUGGGAAGAUGCCAUGGGUCUCGUAGGGGAGACAAGUUUUUUUUUUUUCUAGAGUUUUCUAAUCAUACAAGUUUCUAGAAUGAUUCUACAGAGAUAGCCCAGAAUAAUUAAGGUUGCUCUUAAACACUAAAAGGACACAUAAUUGUUAGCAAAAUGGCUCUGGUACACCUCUGAGGUUUCGUUCGUCGGCAGCGAGGACGCCGGGUCCUCUCCUUGACUCGGGCGGGUGGGCUGCAGCCCCUGGGGCAGGUCAUGUAACCUGUCCCAGGCUGUCCCAACGAGGGACAUCGAGUGACCCUUCGCCAUAGCCAAUCUCCUGACUUAAAAUGUGAUUAGUCCUGUAAAUAUUUUCCUGGUAAUUUAAGCCUUUUUUUUUUUUUCAAGCUAGGAAUAAAAGACUUUAACUUUUUCAAAGUAAAA